GAUGGGUCACUUGUUCCCAGAGACUCAACUUGACCUUCCAGUACCUAACAGGGUGCUUAGAGCAUGACAGGCACUCAAUAAAUGCUUGUUGAAUGAAAGUAUUGUCAAAGCCAAGUAAUUCAUUAUAAUUCAUCAUCACAUCCUUGUGACUACCCUGGCCACUGCCAAAUCUGUUUUGAAACCUCUUUGCAGGACUGGUCCAGCAGCUGUAUUAGAAGACAUGUGGUGUGUAUGAAGUUUGUGAUAGUCGGGGGAAAUUUUGGAAUUUAGAUAAUGGGCUGUGUGCAAUGUAAGGAUAAAGAAGCAACAAAACUGACGGAGGAGAGGGAUGGCAGCCUGAACCAGAGCUCCGGGUACCGCUAUGGCACAGACCCCACUCCUCAGCACUACCCCAGCUUCGGCGUGACCUCCAUCCCGAACUACAACAACUUCCAUGCAGCCGGGGGCCAAGGACUCACUGUCUUUGGGGGUGUGAACUCUUCAUCUCACACUGGGACCUUGCGUACCAGGGGAGGAACGGGAGUGACCCUGUUUGUAGCCCUUUAUGACUAUGAAGCACGGACGGAAGAUGACCUGAGUUUUCACAAAGGAGAAAAAUUCCAAAUAUUGAACAGCUCGGAAGGAGAUUGGUGGGAAGCCCGCUCCUUGACCACCGGAGAGACUGGUUACAUUCCCAGCAAUUAUGUGGCUCCAGUUGACUCUAUCCAGGCAGAAGAGUGGUACUUUGGAAAACUUGGCCGAAAAGAUGCUGAGCGACAGCUUUUGUCCUUUGGAAACCCGAGAGGUACCUUUCUUAUCCGUGAGAGUGAAACCACCAAAGGUGCCUAUUCACUGUCGAUCCGAGAUUGGGAUGAUAUGAAAGGAGACCAUGUCAAACAUUAUAAAAUUCGCAAACUUGACAAUGGUGGAUACUAUAUUACCACCCGGGCCCAGUUUGAAACACUUCAGCAGCUUGUACAACAUUACUCAGAGAGAGCCGCAGGCCUCUGCUGCCGCCUCGUAGUUCCCUGUCAUAAAGGGAUGCCAAGGCUUACCGAUCUGUCUGUCAAAACCAAAGAUGUCUGGGAAAUCCCUCGAGAAUCCCUGCAGUUGAUCAAGAGACUGGGAAAUGGGCAGUUUGGGGAAGUAUGGAUGGGUACCUGGAAUGGAAACACAAAAGUAGCCAUAAAGACUCUUAAACCAGGCACAAUGUCCCCCGAGUCAUUCCUUGAGGAGGCACAGAUCAUGAAGAAGUUGAAACAUGACAAGUUGGUCCAGCUCUACGCAGUGGUGUCCGAGGAGCCCAUCUACAUUGUCACCGAGUACAUGAAUAAAGGAAGUUUACUUGAUUUCUUAAAAGAUGGGGAAGGAAGAGCUCUGAAAUUACCAAAUCUUGUGGAUAUGGCCGCACAGGUUGCUGCAGGAAUGGCUUACAUCGAGCGCAUGAAUUACAUCCACAGGGAUCUGCGGUCAGCAAACAUCCUAGUGGGGAACGGACUCAUAUGCAAGAUUGCUGACUUUGGACUAGCCAGAUUGAUCGAAGACAAUGAGUACACAGCACGACAAGGUGCAAAGUUCCCCAUUAAGUGGACGGCCCCCGAAGCAGCCCUGUACGGGAGGUUCACGAUCAAGUCUGACGUAUGGUCUUUUGGAAUCUUACUCACAGAGCUGGUCACCAAAGGAAGAGUGCCAUACCCAGGCAUGAACAACCGGGAGGUGCUGGAGCAGGUGGAGCGCGGCUACAGGAUGCCCUGUCCGCAGGACUGCCCCAUCUCUCUCCACGAGCUCAUGAUCCACUGCUGGAAAAAGGACCCGGAGGAGCGGCCCACUUUCGAGUACUUGCAGGGCUUCCUGGAAGACUACUUCACCGCCACAGAGCCCCAGUACCAGCCUGGUGAAAACCUGUGAGACCUGGGUCUGCAGAGAGAGGCCUUAUCCAAGAGGCUUCCCCGCCCCCUCCCCAUUAGCUUUCAGUUCCGUAGCCGGCUGCUGCCCGAGCAGCGAGAGCCGUCCUGGAUCAGAUUGCAUGUGACUCUGAAGCUGACGAACUUCCAUGGCCCUCAUUAAUGACACUUGUCCCCAAAUCCGAACCUCCUCUGUGAAGCAUACGAGACAGAACCUUGUUAUUUCUCAGACUUUGGAAAAUGCAUUGUAUUGAUGUUAUGUAAAAGGCCAAACCUCUGUUCAGUGUAAAUAGUUACUCCAGUGCCAACAAUCCUAGUGCUUUCCUUUUUUUAAAAUGCAAAUCCUAUGUGAUUUUAACUGUCUUCACCUGAUUCAACUAAAAAAAAAGUAUUAUUUUCCAAAAGUGGCCUCUUUGUCUAAAACAAUAAAAUUUUUUUUCAUGUUUUAACAAAAACCAAUCAGGACAGGUGUUUGUUUUUUUUUUCUUUUUUAUAAAUAUGAAUAUAUAUAUAAUAUAUCUGUCCCUGUACAUACACCACGUGGGUGCUAAUGUGGAGACCAUGGCCAACCCAGGCCAUAAAGCCUCGGGACCCAGAGUGAGGAUUUUACUGCCAAAUCUGCAUAAAAGCCCUGGUAUUACUCUGCACACCAGUGGCAUCCUUUUUGGCUUUUGCAAAGCAUGAUCCUUUUUUCUUUUUAAUUUAGAUUGCACUUUUUUGGUUCAUGAUUGUACCUGUAGAUGGCUGUUACUUUGAUUCUUUUCAAAAGCAGCUCCAGAGCUGGAUUCACAAGUUCUGUUUCCAGUAUUUGCUUUGACUUAACUGCAAUUUGGUCUUGAAACCUAAAAGCGUGUUUAAGCAAGCCAACGGCCAAUACCACCAGGGGAACUGGAAGGUGGAUAACCACACAUACUUCUUGUACAAAAAUAUGAAUGCUGAAAUGUUUCAAACUUUUUUUUUUUUUAUUUAAUAAACCUUGUAACCACAUUUAAAUGGUCUAAAACCCAUAGCGUUAUAGUCUUGGCAACCUGCUAAACUUUCUCAUGCAACUAAAACUUGGGGGGUGGGGGGGGUUGUACAUUUCCCAUUGUGAAAUAAGUGUUUUAAACAUCCUGUACUGCUAAUGAAAUGACUUUCUAUAUGUCCGAGAAGUCUCCAGUGGAAUAACUAUGCACUACUUUACAUUUCAUGGGGAUGCACCAAAAAAAAAAAAAAAAGAAAGAAAGAAAAAGGAAAAAAAA
This is a messenger RNA of Herpailurus yagouaroundi (jaguarundi), 3124 nucleotides long. RefSeq names its product FYN proto-oncogene, Src family tyrosine kinase (gene FYN). Gene Ontology annotation, molecular function: protein binding; protein tyrosine kinase activity; ATP binding. The record is from RefSeq and is a predicted model, not a curated record. Bases 274 to 1887 code for a protein of 537 amino acids. The transcript is spliced from 13 exons. Lineage: Eukaryota; Metazoa; Chordata; Mammalia; Carnivora; Felidae. Gene Ontology annotation, biological process: protein phosphorylation.